Messenger RNA from Clarias gariepinus (North African catfish), 1492 nucleotides. RefSeq lists its product as uncharacterized. Gene Ontology annotation, cellular component: cytoplasm. The transcript is spliced from 11 exons. Gene Ontology annotation, molecular function: Rab GDP-dissociation inhibitor activity. Lineage: Eukaryota; Metazoa; Chordata; Actinopteri; Siluriformes; Clariidae. The record is from RefSeq and is a predicted model, not a curated record. Gene Ontology annotation, biological process: protein transport; vesicle-mediated transport; small GTPase-mediated signal transduction. Bases 61 to 1389 code for a protein of 442 amino acids.
CACUGUGGCAGCUUUACCCAUUUACGUGUUUAACCAUCAGUGAGCUUCAGUAGGUUCAGCAUGCCUGACUUUGAUGUCAUCGUCCUGGGCACCGGGCUUAAGGAAUGUAUCCUGUCCUGUUUGUUGUCCAUCAGCGGGAAAAAGGUUCUACACAUUGACCAGAACCCAUAUUAUGGAGGAGAGAACGCCUGCAUUUCACCUCUGGAAGAGCUCUAUAAGCACUUCCAGGUUCCGGGUCCUCCUAAAGGAAUGGGAUUGGGCAAAGAGUGGAAUGUCGACCUCAUUCCGAAAUUUAUGCUAUCCGAUGGACUACUGGUGAAGAUGCUGCUGGUUACAGAGGUGACGCGGUAUUUGGACUUCAAAGUCAUCGAGGGCAGCUACGUUUUCAAAGGUGGAAAAGUUCACAAAGUUCCCAUCACAGAAGCAGACACCCAAGCUUCAGACCUGAUGGGCAUGUUCGAUAAGAGGAGGUUCAGGAAGCUUCUCCUCUUCAUCCUGAACUUUGAAGAGCACGACCCCCGCACGCACCAGGACAUGGACCCGCACCGGACCACCAUGAGGGACGUCUUCCGCCAUUUCGAUUUGGGACUGGACGUAGUGGAGUUCGUUGGACAUGCACUGGCUCUGUACAGCACUGAUGACUAUCUGGACCAGCCAUGUCUGCAGACUAUCAAGCGUAUACGGAUGUACUCAGAGUCUGUGGCGCGGUACGAUCACAGUCCUUACCUUUACCCACUGUACGGACUCGGGGAGCUGCCGCAGGGCUUCGCCAGGCUGAGUGCUCAGCAUGGGGGCACAUACAUGCUGAACCGCCAUGUUGAUGACAUCAUCAUGGAGAACGGGAAAGUAGCAGCGGUGAAAUCUCAGGGCGAGCUCUUCCGAUGUAAGCAGCUGCUGUGCGAUCAAAGCUAUGUCCCCAACCGAGUGAAGAAAGUGGGACGGGUCAUCAGGGUCAUCUGCCUGCUAAACCACCCGAUCAAAAACACCCACGAUGCCAGCUCCUGCCAGAUCAUCAUACCCCAGACGCAAGCACACAGGAAAUCCGAUAUCUACGUGUGUUUGGUCUCCUCCUCUCACAACGUGGCUCCUGAAGGGAAGUACAUCGCCGUAGUGAGCACGACAGUCGAGACAAGCAACCCGGAGAAGGAAGUGCAGCCGGGGCUGGAGCUGCUUGAGCCCAUCACGGAGAAGUUUGUCUCCAUCAGUAACAUGAUGGUACCCACUGAUGAUGGAAGGCGGAGUCAGGUCUUCGUGUCACGCUCCUACGACGCCACCACACACUACAACACGGAGUGCGAGGACAUUAAAGACCUUUUCCGCCGCAUGACAGGGACAGAGUUCUGCUUCAAAGAUUUCCGCAGAAAGUGUGAGGUCGACAUGGACAAUUAAAACUGAAGAUCACAGUUCUAGAGCCUGGCUGAACACUACAGGCGAGUAAAGAAAAGCGUUUUAAUGUUGUGUACAAGAAAAUAAACUGUAAUUAAGACCCAGA